GCCCACUGUUCCAGCUCACCCAAGAACAAUCGAGCUAGCUAGCUGAACAUUCCAAGUGGUAAGCUUGGAAGAACGAGAAGCAGCAGCAGCAGCAAUGGCCAAGCUUUGCACAGUGCUGUUGGCAGCUGUGGUCUUGCUCUCACUUGUAGUGAGCCCCAUUGAUUGCACCCGCAAGCUCAGCAAGGCGAAGCCGAAGACGAAGGCGGUCAGCCACAGGCCGGCGCCGGUAGCCAAGGUCACCCACAAGCCGGCGCCGGCCGUCAAGGUCAGCGGCCACAAGCCGGCGCCCGCAGCCAAACCCCACCGGAACUACACCGCUAUCCCCUCGUCGCCGUCCACCGUGUACGGUUCCGGCGGCUGGCUGUCCGGCGCCGGCGCGACGUACUACGGUGCCCCCAACGGCGACGGCGGCGAAGGCGGCGCGUGCGGGUACCAGACCGCCGUCGGGAAGCAGCCGUUCUCGUCGAUGAUCGCCGCCGGGAGCACGCCGCUGUACAGGGACGGCGAGGGCUGCGGCGCCUGCUAUGAGGUGAAAUGCACGACCAACGCGGCGUGUUCCGGCCAGCCGGUGACCAUCGUGAUCACCGACAGGUCCCCCGGCGACCUGUUCCCCGGCGAGGUCGCCCACUUCGACAUGAGCGGCACGGCCAUGGGCGCCAUGGCGAGGCCCGGCAUGGCCGACAAGCUCCGCGCCGGCGGCGUGCUGAGGAUCCAGUACAGGAGGGUGCAGUGCAAGUACCCCGGCGUGAACAUCGCCUUCAAGGUGGACCAGGGCGCCAACCCCUUCUACUUCAACGUGCUGGUGGAGUUCGAGGACGACGACGGCGACCUCAACGCCGUCGACCUGAUGGAGGCCGGCAGCGGCGCCUGGACGUCCAUGGCGCACAACUGGGGCGCCAUGUGGCGGCUCAACAACGGAAAGAGGCUCAACGCGCCGUUCGGGCUCCGGCUCACCUCCGACUCCGGCAGGGUGCUCGUCGUCAACAACGCCAUCCCCGCCGGGUGGAAGCCCGGGGUGACUUACCGGUCCUUGGUCAACUACCCCUAAUUCCCUGAAUUGUUCUGCUGCCAAUGGUGAGCAGUGCAUGGUGAGAAAUGUGCGUCCGGGUUUCGCAAGAGGCGGUGUGGAAAGAGGAGGAGGUUGAAGAAGGGAACGGUGUUCUUCCCUCCCUCCACGGUCUCUGCAUUCCCCUAGUGAUGUGUGAAUCGUGCCUGUAAUUUUAUUUUCUUACUUGGUCACCGUCGUGUUGUGAAGGAAAGGGAGAAGCUUGAGCUGCGACUAACGUUGCAUGCCAUGGAUCAAGUUGUGUCUUUUGAAUUUUGUACUUUCAGGAUUCAGAGAAAUGAAUUACUGCCUUGGUAAGUUUCAA
Messenger RNA from Setaria italica (foxtail millet), 1370 nucleotides. RefSeq names its product expansin-B11. The record is from RefSeq and is a predicted model, not a curated record. The transcript has 3 exons. The coding region runs from base 95 to 1048 and encodes 317 amino acids. Gene Ontology annotation, cellular component: extracellular region. Gene Ontology annotation, biological process: sexual reproduction. NCBI's taxonomy places the organism in Eukaryota, Viridiplantae, Streptophyta, Magnoliopsida, Poales, Poaceae.